Harpegnathos saltator (Jerdon's jumping ant) is the source of this 2432-nucleotide messenger RNA. RefSeq names its product transmembrane protein 120 homolog. The transcript has 6 exons. Gene Ontology annotation, cellular component: membrane. Lineage: Eukaryota; Metazoa; Arthropoda; Insecta; Hymenoptera; Formicidae. The coding region runs from base 219 to 1280 and encodes 353 amino acids. The record is from RefSeq and is a predicted model, not a curated record.
GCAACUGUAUCGCAUUGCGUUUUACCGCGCGCCUUUAUUAUCUGAACUUUCCUACACUCUCUCGCGCCUCUGCUUCUGUUGCUAGCUUCAUUACGUUCCAGCUCGAGUGCGGAAAGUGCACGUGUAAGUGCAACAGAGGAAGAAAAAGAGAGAAAAGGAGAUCAAGACUCAAGAGGCGCCCAUCGAGGCAGACGUGUUCUCCGACUGAACCCCGUCAGAUGCUCGUUGUCGCGAUGGACAUCGAUGCCGAAUCUUGUGUCAAAGACUGGGACGAUCUAGCACAAGACUACAAGGAGCUCGAGGCACUAAAUAGAGAAUAUCUUGCAAAAUUAGAAGAGGUUGGUGAACUACAAGCAAAAUGUGUAAAAGGUGUUUCCCAUCAGAAAUACAGGAUGGGUAUAAUAUCCAAAUCCAUGAAAAAUUUAAAUAUGAAUGAGGCACAAGAGAAGAUGCAAAAAUCUAUGAUGAGAAGGGAACAGCAACUGCAUGAGAUAGAACAAACUUUGCCUAAGUCAAACGGCACAUACCUCCAAAUUAUUUUGGGCAACGUCAAUGUCUCCAUAUUAAAUAAAAGUGAUAAAUUCAAAUACAAAGAUGAGUAUGAGAAGUUUAAAUUAGUUCUAUCAGUAAUUGGAUUUAUUCUGUCUGUGCUAAAUCUGUUUACUAAUAUAAGAACUUUAGAACUUAGUUUUAUGUUCCUCCUGGUUUGGUACUACUGCACACUAACGAUAAGGGAGAGUAUACUUAAGGUGAAUGGUUCAAGAAUUAAAGGCUGGUGGAGAUUCCAUCACUUUCUCUCGACUGUGGUGUCUGGUGUUUUAUUGGUAUGGCCCAACACAGGAGCAUGGUACAAGUUCCGUGGCCAGUUCAUGUGGUUCAACGUAUACAUCAGCGUAGUUCAAUAUUUACAAUUUCGGUACCAACGCGGCGUCCUCUACCGAUUAAAAGCACUGGGCGAGAGAGAUAACAUGGAUAUUACCAUCGAAGGAUUCCACUCGUGGAUGUGGCGUGGCCUUUCGUUUUUGCUACCAUUCCUCUUUCUUGGCUACUUAUUUCAAUUAUAUAACGCAUAUACGUUAUAUAAAUUGACGUUCCACCCAGAAGCUACGUGGCAUGUACCAGUGCUUAGCGCAAUGUUCCUAGUGCUGUUUCUAGGCAACAUCACGACUACCAUUAUGGUAAUCCCUCAAAAACGCCGGGAACGAGUCAAGGACUAUCUGUUUGCGUCCAGGGGAGGAAACGCGCACGAUAAGGAAAACAAGAAUGAGAAGAACAAGUGAGAGAAAAGAAGAAGGCAUGGUACUUCUGGUUGAUCGGCUGGUGAGAGGCACAAUUAGGCUAUAGAAGCUGGAUUAUAACGAGGAACUAAAAAUAAGAAUUAAAGAAGAUGAAUCUUAUGCUGUAUAUGGUGCUGGUGCCGAUUUAUUCUAACGUAACAAAAGGUACUUCUCUUUUUCUCUUUAUCAUGUUCUUGUUGCGAUCGAACCGCGCGUAUGAAAACGAAUAAUAAACAGACAAAUUAAUCGAAAGCACGACACAUUCAAGUUACUUCAAACGCAACGUGAAUUGUCUUCGACUAUGAUCUCGAAUAAAGUUCAUCAUCAAGUAUUCUAUCGCAGGAACGCUCUUUCUACAGGCUGUCCUGAAAUAAACGAACUUGUGAUGAUAAAUUUCGCCACAAGUUUUGAGUCGAUUCUUUCUGGGAAAAAGUAAAGUUUUUCUCGCUGUCUUCCUAUUAGUAACAAACUAAAAUAUUGUUCUCCAUUCCUUUAUCUUUUACUUUGCACUAUUAUGAAUUUCUUAUUUUAAAUCGCCAAAUUCCAAGACAACGCAGGCUUCUUGUCACAUGACUUAUUCGAACUUUUCCUUAUAGAAAAUGUUAUACUAAAUUUGAAUACGCAAUCAAAUUACUCGAUAGUUUUAAAACCACCGAAAUAUUUUAAUUAAGAAGGAUAUAUAUAGUUCUUUUUCACUUUCAUAUUUUCGUAAAAAUGAAACAUGUAAUCCAUUUGACAAAAAGACUGUUGAAUAAUUUUGAGCAACAAUUUGAAUAUAUUCCCCUUGGGGAGAAAAAUCGAUUCCGAGACAAUCAUAGGAUCGUCGUAGUUCGACCCGAUUAUUCCAAGACAUUCUGCAUAUGAUUUUCCUUUGGACUAUAUCACAAACAUACGCAUUUAUUUUCAGUCACAUUAAUAUUUAACUAUUAUGCUACAUCACGAUAGUGAUUUGCGUAUCAGCAUCAAACGAUUUGAUAAAAGAUUGAAGCCGGGUUAAUUUAUUUGCGCGAAAACUUAAAUGCAUAUAUAUAUAUACGAAACACGUACGCGCAGACGAUCUGAAUGAAGCAAAAAGGACUAAAAACAUUGGGAAUAUUCUUUGAUUCUUUUUCUUUUGUCAAGUUGCGUACACAUACAUUCGCAUAUAUAUAUAUA